GCGUUGUCUGUCCCGGGCGCUCCUCCUGGGACGCCCGCUCGACUCCCGAGUCGUCUUCAAUUGGCCGUCGGGGAAACGGAAGCCGAAGCGGCGCAGUGAACCCGGAAGUGCUUCGCGGCGGAUGCCUGGGCGACUCUUUUGAAUGGAAUCGGGCUGAUUCAUCGCAGGUUCGCGGAGCCAGAGCUCGGCCGAGUCGGAGCUUGCUGGUGUUGCUGUCGCUCUCGCCGCCGCCGCUGCGUCACCGCUGCUGGAAGACAAGGGUCCAGACCGCGGCCUCCUGCUCCGCCCGCCUUCAGGAGAGAAAAAAAAUAAAAACUUGGGAAAAACUGUACCUGCCAGCAUUAGCAAGAGCUUGAGUUAAGAAGAAAUUUGUCAAACUCAACAAACUGAAGCUUAACAUCACAAGAGUUGUAGUUACUGACCAGAAAUAUGGACAGACUGCUUAGACUUGGAGGAGGUAUGCCUGGACUGGGCCAGGGUCAAGUCACGGAACUAACAAGAAGUGGAGCUAGAGUUGGAACACAAGUCCUGAUGCCAAAGCCUAUCUACAUCAACAUGUCCUCAGGGCCCACCUACAGAUGCUCCUGCAGUGGACACAGCAGAACAAGUCUAUAUCUCUUCCCUGGCACUGUUAAAAAUGUUAAAACAUGGUCGUGCUGGGGUUCCAAUGGAAGUUAUGGGUCUGAUGCUUGGAGAAUUUGUUGAUGAUUACACCGUCAGAGUGAUUGACGUGUUUGCUAUGCCACAGUCAGGAACAGGUGUCAGUGUGGAGGCAGUCGAUCCAGUGUUCCAAGCCAAGAUGUUGGAUAUGUUGAAGCAGACAGGAAGGCCUGAGAUGGUUGUUGGUUGGUAUCACAGUCACCCUGGCUUUGGUUGUUGGCUUUCUGGUGUGGAUAUCAACACUCAGCAGAGCUUUGAAGCCUUGUCGGAAAGAGCUGUGGCAGUGGUUGUGGAUCCCAUUCAGAGUGUAAAAGGAAAGGUUGUUAUUGAUGCCUUCAGAUUGAUCAAUGCUAAUAUGAUGGUCUUAGGACAUGAACCAAGACAAACAACCUCAAAUCUGGGUCACCUAAACAAGCCAUCUAUCCAGGCGUUAAUUCAUGGACUAAACAGACAUUAUUACUCCAUUACUAUUAACUAUCGGAAAAAUGAACUGGAACAGAAGAUGUUGUUAAAUUUGCAUAAGAAGAGUUGGAUGGAAGGUUUGACACUUCAGGACUACAGUGAACACUGUAAACACAAUGAAUCAGUGGUAAAAGAGAUGUUGGAAUUAGCCAAAAAUUACAAUAAGGCUGUAGAAGAAGAAGAUAAGAUGACACCUGAACAGCUGGCAAUAAAGAAUGUUGGCAAGCAGGACCCCAAACGUCAUUUGGAGGAACAUGUGGAUGUACUUAUGACUUCAAAUAUUGUCCAGUGUUUAGCAGCUAUGUUGGAUACUGUUGUAUUUAAAUAAAGCAAUGCAAAAAGCUCUUAGUGAUACUUUCAGUGUAUAGUCCUCUUGUUCCUAAUGCUCAAAAUCAAGGGACCUCUGAAGGUGUAUUUGGUUAAAUGUAAGACAUCUGGCAUCAUUUGCAGCACUGUAACACCUUCAGUCUCCGUUGUGCAAUUACUUCUGUUUCUUUAGUCAGGGUCUUUGCAGAUUCCAAAGUUGUAUAAGAAUACAUCAAAGUGGACAAAUUUUGUUAAGAUCCCAUUUAAUAUUUGAAGAAAUCAGUAACACAAAUAUAUUUUGAUUGUUGCUUACAAAAUAAAAUACAUUUACAGUCUA
Orcinus orca (killer whale) is the source of this 1765-nucleotide messenger RNA. RefSeq names its product proteasome 26S subunit, non-ATPase 14 (gene PSMD14). Bases 638 to 1450 code for a protein of 270 amino acids. The record is from RefSeq and is a predicted model, not a curated record. Gene Ontology annotation, cellular component: proteasome regulatory particle, lid subcomplex. Lineage: Eukaryota; Metazoa; Chordata; Mammalia; Artiodactyla; Delphinidae. The transcript is spliced from 13 exons. Gene Ontology annotation, molecular function: metallopeptidase activity; proteasome binding; protein binding. Gene Ontology annotation, biological process: proteasome-mediated ubiquitin-dependent protein catabolic process; protein deubiquitination.